CACAGCCAGAGUUUGCACUUUCCAGAACGACACUGAAACGGAUCAGAAUGACCGACUUUGGGGAUAUUUUAAAAAAUGUGGGGGAAUUUGGUCUGUUUCAAAAAUGUUUGGUCCUUAUGAUGAGUUUCAUUAGCCUUUCUAACCCCUUCCAUAUGUUUGGGCAAGUGUUCAUGAGUAUCUCGGUACCUCAUCACUGUAAUACCACCUGGAUUCUUGCAAUAAGUCCAAACUUGACAGAAGAGCAGCUGAUCAACCUUACGAUUCCAAAAAAUGCAGAGGGAGCCUAUGAAAAAUGCCUCAUGUACACCCCGGUUGAUUGGGAUAUCGAAUCCAUCGAAAAGUAUGGGCUGAACAACACAGAGAGAUGCCAGAAUGGAUGGGUGUAUGAUACGUCAACUCAAAAAUCAACUCUCGUUACUGAGGUUUGUAAACAUGACAUUUGCCUAUUAAAUCAAAGGCCUCCGCGCCUACUUUGGUAGACGUCCAGCUACAGGCUAUCAAAGACUGACAGCCAGCCUGCUCUCUGCAUUGUCCCAGUGAACGCAUCUAUUGAUGCCCUUACAUUGUGUUGCCCCUGGGCAUUUCCCUGGUGUCGGAAAGCAGGACUGUUGGGAGCUCUGGAAAAGCAACAAGUCAAUAAGUUACUGAAAGUAACUUUUCGUGCCUGUGGUUGGCAACUCAGUUUUGCAUGUGCUUACAUUUCAAUUAUUAGAACUGUGUGUUUGUCAGAAUUGUUUUAUACAUAAUUAUAUGUUCCUGUAAACUUGACACUAAACUGGUAGGUAGUUUAGUUUACGGCAUUUUAGAUCUGUAGCAGCUAAGAGCAGCUGCCAAUUCUACUUUAGAAGCCCUCAUAACAUGACUGUCAGGGCCAUUUAGUGUACAUUUAAUGAUAAUUUAAAAGGAGUUUUAUUGAAUGCUUGUUUGAUAUGUAGUUUAUAUAUCACAUCACUGGUUCAAAGUGAUUUGGAAUCUUUUAGGAAACUAAACAACGUGUCAGAAUUUCACUGAUGUUCCAAAGCAAUGGGCAGACAUUCAUUCUCUGCUUUAUGAGAAUCGAAUCCCAGUUUAUGUCAAAACGUGGCAAAUGUGAGAGCUAAAAUCAGCUCCUGAUUCCACAAAGUCUCAUUCCCCAUCCGCAAGGGGCAGCUGAUGGCAGCAAUGCUAUGCGCAGAUGUUGAUGGCAAAUCUUCCAUAGACCCCCAGUGAUGUCUCCAAUGGCUAAAGAUAACGUCUCUGGGAGCUGGACACUGGGCUGGUGAAGCAUUGUGAUUUAAAUUAAAUCAGAUCUAAAAUAAGAAAUCUCAAAAUUAGAAACUUUUCUCAAUACAAAAUUAUUUGAUUGCUUAAAUUGGUUGUUAUUAUUGUUAUCUGAUUUUUUUUUUUCAUAUUAUUUAUACCAAUUAAUUUCAGUGUUAUGAUCAUUGUAUUGUCCAGGUCACUAAUAGGCGAUGAUUUUUAAUCAAGUUCAGUUUUAGUCCUGAAUAGGGAGACAGUUGUGAUCUUGGAUUAAUGGAGACAUAGCAGCACUGUGAGUCCUGACACAUAGGGAGCUGGCUGGCGUGCCCUCUCCAAAUGAAAUUAACAUAGUAUACUUUCUGAAGUCUACAAAUAUAGCUUUCUUGCCAUUAUACCAGUUCAGUUGUGUAAUGUAAAUGUUAUUUCAUAAGUUAGAAAAAACAUACUUACAAAAUAUACAUGGCGCAGUGCAAAGAUGGGGAAAAAAACUGAAAAAAAAGGAACAAAAAGCUGGACUCAUUUCACAUCUAUAAAAUCAGCCACUUUUAACAUAAAGACUAAAAACUAUAAAGAUACAACAUCUUCCUUAAAGCAUUAAUGUAUUGUCAUUAAACGGUCAGAAUUUGUUGCCUUGUAGAAUACAAUCUCAUAGAGUCUCGUGUCUCUCCAAACCCCGGUCCCACCCUUGCAAUCCCAUCCAAAAAUCACUCCAAUCUCAUACCCUUCUCACGCUACUCUUCCUUUAAAUCCUCCUUCCACACUGCCCUCUGGAAUGCAGUAUUACUAAAUCCACAGCUGUGCAUGAUCUUUUCAUCUCUCGUUCCCUACAAUUACUAGUAUUAACUGAAACAUGGCUCUCUCCCUCUGACACUGCUACCCCUGCCUCUAUAUCCUUUGGUGGUAUUCAAUUUUCCCACAACCCAAACUCUGAAAAUAAAGGUGGUGGUGUAGGGUUUCUGCUCUCACCUCACUGCUCCUUCAAACCUAUACCUACACCCCCUUCCCUCUCUUUCUCAUCAUUUGAGAUUCAUUCAAUCUGCCUUUUCAAACCCAUCUCUGCUAACAUUGCUGUUAUCUAUCGUCCCCCUGGGUCCCCACUUCUCUUCCUUGACCACUUUGCUGCCUGGCUUCCUUACUUCCUCUCCUCCAGCAUUCCAUCUGUAAUUUUCGGGGACUUCAACAUUCCCAUUAACCCACCCUUGACCCCAGCAGCCUCAAAACUACUUUCUAUUACCUCCUCCCUUGGGCUCUCACAGUGGGCUAAUUCCCCCAACCAUGAAACAGGCAAUACUCUAGACCUAAUUUUCACUCAUGAAUGUACAGUCUCUAACAUCUGCAACACUCCAUUUCCUCUCUCAGAUCAUCAUCUCCCAUCAUUUGCUCUCAAUAGCCCCCUUCCCCAACAACCUCAGCCAAACCCCCCUCAACUCAGAAGGAAUCUGAGUUCUAAAAAACCUCAAGCAGCUGUCAGCUGACAUUGAUUCCCAACUAUUAUCCACUCCUGCUUACUCAUGUCCCUCACUGGCAUAUAACUCUACCCUCACCUCACCCUGGAUGCUGCAGCCCCUCUCCAAAUACGCACCUUGAGGAAGAUACACCCCAACCGUGGCACACUAAAUCAACACGCUACCUGGAGAGAUGUACCCGUUCUGCUGAACGCUGCUGGAGGACGUCUCACAACGAGUCAGACUUUCUACAUUACAAAUUCAUCUUGCGUUCAUACAGCGCAGCCCUUGCCCUUGCCAAACAGUCAUACUUUUCGUCUCUUAUUAGCUCAUGCUCUCGCAAUCCCAAGCGUCUCUUUGAUACCUUUGUCCUGCUGCGGCCACCCCCCAAACUAACGUAACAGCUGAUAGUUUUGCAUGCUUCUUCACUAACAAGAUUGCACAGCUAAUGAAAGAAUUCUCACCACCAUGCCCCUCACUUUCUCAACCACACCUGGAUCAUGCCUCUCCAACCCUUCCAACCUUCUCCCAGGCGACUGAACAAGAGGUGGCUGCGUUUAUCCUUUCUUCUUGCCCCACCACUUGCCCGCUUAAUCCUGUCCCAUCUCACCUUAUCAGAUCUCUCUCCUCUUGUCUUGUGCCUACCUUAACACAUAUCUUCAAUUGCUCUCUUUAUUCUGGCACUGUCCCUGCUGCCCUUAAACAUGCUACUGUAGUACCCUUCUUAAAAAAAAAAAAAGGUCUUGAUCCAUCCUCCCCUUCUAACUAUCGUCCCAUAUCCCUGCUCCCUUUUUCCUCAAAGCUUCUUGAAAGACUAGUCUUUACCCGUCUGGCCUGCUUCCUCAACUCCAACUCUCUCCUUGACCCUCUUCAGUCCGGCUUCUGCCCCCUCCACUCUACUGAGACUGCUCUUAUUAAAGUCACUAACAACCUAUUCACAGCUAAAUCCAAAGGCCACCACUCCAUACUAAUUCUUCUUGACCUCUCUGCUGCCUUUGACACCAUUGAUCAUGUUUUCCUUCUCCAAACUCCUCAAUCACUCGGUCUCUGUGACUCCCUCCUCUCGUGGUUUCCCUCAUAUCUCACCCAACACUCAUUCAGUGUCUCCUUUUCUAAUGAUACCUACUCCUGUCUCAGUUGGAGUCCUCCAAGGCUCUGCCCUUGGUCCCAUUCUAUUUUCUCUUUACACUGCCUCUCUUGGCAAACAUAUUACCUCAUUUGGAUUCCAAUACGACCUGUACGCUGAUGACAUUCAGAUAUAUCUCUCCUCCCCGGACAUCUCCCCUGAUAUCCUGCAACUUGUCACCUCUUGCCUUUCUUCUAUCUCUGAUUGGAUGUCCUCAUGCUUUCUGAAACUCAAUCUUUUCAAAACAGAACUUCUUGUCUUUCCUCCUCCUAAUAUUAAUCCUCCUCUCUUGCUCUCCCUUCAGAUUGGUGGUACGCAAAUCGGUCCAUCCUUACAAGCACAUUGUCUUGGUCUUACUUUUGAUUCUGGCCUCACCUUUGAGCCUCACAUCCAGUCUGUUGUCAAAUCAUGCCAAUUCCACCUUAAAAACAUCGCCCGCAUCCGGCCCUUUCUUACACAAGAUGCUACUAAAGAGCUUGUCCAUGCUCUAGUAAUCUCUCACAAGAGUUUCACUUCUAUCUUGUGAGUGAAUUACAAAUAAAAGGUGUUACUUCUAAUAUACUUGUGCACUAUGUGUUUGUCUCUCUGUUUAUCUCCUUUUAAGGGGUAAAAGUGAAGAAACAGAGGUUGGCCUUCAUCUUAAAGAUACCUUUUUAUGCCUACAAUCAAUUGCUUUCUUGUGAGUGCACUAUUAUAAUCAGCGCUACCACUGUUUUUAAUAUAGAUUUUGUAUUAAAAAAGCAGCAGUCCUUAGAAAAUUGUGCUACAACUGCCAGAAUGCUCUCCCGGUGUGGCAGUAUCGUGACAUCUUCCAUCUUGUUUGUUUGAUUGGUAUGACUUUGAUAAGGGAUAAGUCAGAACACUGAAUGCGCGCACAUUGUUUACAUGACACUGUUUGUAAUUGAUAUUUCUUUUCCUAAUUAAUAUACAGGUCUUUCAUUUCCUUUAGUUUGAUCUGGUUUGCCAAAGGAAGGAGGAACUCGACAUUUCUCAAUCUAUAUACAUGGUUGGCCUCUUGCUGGGAGCAAUCAUAUUUGGUCCUCUAGGAGACAGGUAAGGAAAAUAGAGUGUCUGUAUUGGUAUCGUUAGUAAAUAUGUACAGCCCUAUGUUUCAGCUAAGAACAUUUUAAACUAGAACUAUUGUUAUAUGUUAAGACCAGAGGUUACGUUUUAAAUAGUGAAUUAAUUUCCGGAGAUAUUCUGUUUUUUAUUUCUCUAUAUCUGGUGACAAUCCUGUAAACCUGCCUGAUUCCGCCCAGGGCUGAGGCACAAUGAUCAGCACCUGGAAAGUUAACAUAUAUGCCAAGUGUCCCAUUUUCAAUAGUACAGUCCUGAUAUGGGACCAUGUCCCUCUGUGAAUUGUAUGUCAAUGUAAGUACUGCACAAUAUGCAGUUUAAUACAAACAGCUCGAAAAAAUGAUAAAUUCAGCUGGCGUGUGAAAAUAGCGACGUUUUUCUAGCUCCGAUGUGUUGGUGUUAAUAUUGCCACAGUUUUACCACAAUGCACCGUUUGGUAUAUGCUACCAAAUAAGUUUUGUAACGGAUCGUUUUGCUCACCAGAGGUUAAAACCGUUUAGGCGAUAUUCCCCUUUCUCAGCUACACCGACAGCUACUGUAAGCACCGGUCUCCUGAACUGGAAACACAUGAACACUGGAAAUAUCCGAACAGGAAAACCAUACAAAAGGGUUACACUCCUGGCAGUCAGUAUACAAUCAAAUUCCCCCAAUAACGAGACGACACUUUGUUUUGAGGGUUAAGCAGAAUCUGAAGAUUUAUUCACACAACCUCCUUUUAAGACAUUCUCCCAUGCAAGGGAGGGAUCCACAACAAUUAGUACCCCAGCCAAUAAUGUACCAGUUACCUCCCACACAUCUCCUCCACUUAGUGUGACACAUAAUCCCAUUAGUCCAGACACAAAUCCCCUGGGAUACUGGAUGUACCCCUAAACAUAGGGAUACCCCUUUAAAUAUUACACCCCCUGGUAGCCCUGAUCUGGGUAAGACACAUAUCCAAAAAUCACUCAGAUCGGACCAGGGGUUCGGGAAUUAUGGAGGGUUAAAGUUUUGACCGACUGCAUGGCAAAACUAUCCGAAAAUAGUUCCAUGUAUUUUGGCCCUGCAGUCGGUCACAGAAAAGGGAAUGAAACACACGAAUUGCCUGGGUUAUAGAGCCUUGGGAGGGUUUAAACGAAUUCCCUUGUUCAUGGGGUUCUUUCUACCGAACGGCGGGUCAUUCGGUCGUUUCCACACGAAUUCAUGGAAGUCUGGAGGUCUCAGCGGUGUUUGCCUAGUCGAGUGUCCGAUUUUAGUUCCAGACACUCGACGGCAAAACACCACUGUUCGGGAGUUUAAGAUGGCCGCCGCCACGUGUUCGUUUCCCGAAUGGCGGCCACCCAGAGGACAAAGAACACAUUACAUAGAUUGCCAAUUACCGGUUUGCAACAUUGUUGCAAAUGGUAAUUGGAGGCACACUUACUCCAGGGUGGUCUGGUUGUUCGGUAGUUUCACUCAAUAUAAUGAAUGGAGUGAUUCUACCGAACAAUCAGGGGAAUGCUGCAUACACAUAACACCGCUUACCGAACGCAUAAUAUUAAAUACAGCCUGAAUGCAAUCUGCUACACAGUCUUAAAGGGCAUUGUUCCUAACAGUCAUAAUAUGUCCACGGAUGGCCCUUAAAGGGCCAGUAGCAGCAAUAUAAAAUACCAUAUGCCCAAAUAUUGCAUUCAAAAGUACAAAUUCACAAGGGACCAUAGUCAGCAGGUAGGAGGCGGGCAGCCAGGCCUCUCCAAUGUCCAGUGGCGAGGCAGCUUUCGCCACAAGUUUAUUGAAGUCAUAUGAGGCAAUGCAAAAAGUAUGAUUAUGAACUGAAUGAAUACGUUGCCUAGACCUUUGAAUGUGGCAACUAGAGCUAUGCAGAUGGUGGCCAUCAUCAGUCCUUGUCAGUAUUUCUAUACCUGACAUGUAUAUUUAUUAUUGGUAUUUAUAAAGCGUCAACAUAUUCCACAGCGCUGUACAGUUGGGAAAAAAACAAUACAAUAUAAACAAACCAAUACAAGAGGUAGAGGGCCAUGCUCAUGAGCUUACAAUCUAAAGGUUAAAAUGGGGACAUGAGACAAGAGGUAGCAGAGGAAUUUGGAAGUGAUGGCAGAGAGAAUUAAUAUAAUUCCAGUAAUUGAUAACAUGUGAAGGGAACGAGGAGGUGAUUGACUGUGAUUCCAAAAUGAUGUAUAUGGCUUGGAUCUAUGUAUACGUAGCAUGAUUUAAAAUGAAAGAGUUUAUAUUUUAAAGGAUUGGGCGACGUCCUGUAAUCUUAAUCUCAUUGCUGAUGCAGUUGUCCGUCGGCCUUGGGACCGCAUUUGUCCCACAUUUUUAUGUGUACACGGCUCUUCGAUGUGUGGUGGGAAUCGCCAUGUCUGGACUUCUGAUAAAUAACCUUGUUUUAGGUAAGAAAUGUUCCAAAUGUACAUUAGUCAGACCCAAUUACCAUUACAUUACUGUUUAAAGUUCAUCAAAAUCAGAUAUCGUAAAAUGGCAGACUACAUUUGCCAACUGGUUCUUAUCCAAGUAUAUUUUAGUAUCAAUAGAACAUAGAAACACGUUAUAUUGUGCAUGUCUCUUUCAGCUGGACGUUUACAUAUACUAACUAUUCUACCAGAAAGGGAAGCCCAUUGUGUCAAACAGUAUUUCCUAUAUUUGCACAACUAUAACUUUGUAAUGGCACUCAUUUUAAAAUGAAAUAAUAAAUUAGCACAAAUAAAAUAGCUACAUUUAAAACAAAUAAAAUGUAAUAAUUUUCUAAUGCUAAAGCUGUAAUACAAUGUUAACUGUAAAAACAUAUUUACUAUAAACCGAGAAUAAUAUUAUUAUUAACAGCAGAAACAGGGAUGUGUGAAAGCUUGAACUUGAUAGACUGGCUUCUUUUUCUCAAAAUAUUCCUAUUGGUUUUAUACCUGUCCCAUACUUCCAGGUGUGUUUUAUCCAAUAUUUUUAAUGAACGGUCCCGCCCCCAUAUCUGCUUCAUUUCACCUUCCACCUUGCUAGGUUCCAUGACGAUGAUGACUCCCGAUGCUAACAGAGAGGUGGGGAUGUGUCAAAAUGUAUCUCUGCUUUUCUAUGUUAUGUCCCUCCUCGCUAACCAUGAACUGCUGCUUCUGGGAUAUUUUUGGGAUAUCAAUGGAAUCAUGAACGAGCACAUUCUGCACAGCUAGGCGUGAGGCCCUACCAGACUACAUAACUAAAUGAUGUGCAGCAAAGUUUUGUUGCCCACCACUCCUUCCAGAGAGUCAUCUCCGGGGCACCAAACCCUUUCUCUAAGUAGCCUGAUGGAGCACUAUACUAAUGAUUUUUCUUUGAGAAGCAGCUGUUUGAUGUAAGAAACAAAAAAAAUCAAAACAAAAAAAGCACUUAUAUCCACCAACUCGAAAGAGCCCCAGCCUCAAAGGCCACCCCCCAGGCAACGCCUAUGUAAGAAAUAGUACGUUCUCAGCCUAUCACCAGAUGCCAAAGCAAAUCUUCCUGCAUGUGUAAGCAGCACAGAUAACAGUUUAACUCUUGAAGAUAAGAUGGCUCCCAGGCAUUUAUGACCCCACAACAAAUGUAUUCAGAUGAAGUUGUUUUGAGGGUGGGAGAGUUCCUUUAAUUGUUGUUACAUGCACUCAUAUUAUAUUAUAUACCAUUAAUAUGUCUAUGUAAACAACAUCUCCAGGGAAAUUACCUCUACCAAAUGUCACUGGUACAUAGCAAUAUUACCUCUACUGAACACCACUGGUACAUAGCAAUAUUACCUCUACCAAAUGUCACUAGUACAUAGCAAUAUUACCUCUACCGAAUGCCACUGGUACAUAGCAAUAUUACCUCUACUGAACACCACUGGUACAUAGCAAUAUUACCUCUACCGAAUGCCACUGGUACAUAGCAAUAUUACCUCUACCGAAUGCCACUGGUAUAUAGCAAUAUUACCUCUACUGAACACCACUGGUACAUAGCAAUAUUACCUCUACCGAAUGCCACUGGUACAUAGCAAUAUUACCUCUACCGAAUGCCACUGGUACAUAGCAAUAUUACCUCUACCGAAUGCCACUGGUAUGUAGCAAUAUUACCUCUACUGAACACCACUGGUACAUAGCAAUAUUACCUCUACCGAAUGCCACUGGUACAUAGCAAUAUUACCUCUACCGAAUGCCACUGGUAUGUAGCAAUAUUACCUCUACUGAACACCACUGGUACAUAGCAAUAUUACCUCUACCGAAUGCCACUGGUACAUAGCAAUAUUACCUCUACUGAAUGCCAUUGGUACAUAGCAAUAUUACCUCUACCGAAUGCCACUGGUACAUAGCAAUAUUACCUCUGCUGAAUGCCACUGGUACAUAGAAUAUUACCUCUACCGAAUGCCACUGGUACAUAGCAAUAUUACCUCUGCCGAAUGCCACUGGCACAUAGCAAUAUUACCUCUACUGAACGCCACUGGUACAUAGCAAUAUUACCUCUACCGAAUGCCACUGGUACAUAGCAAUAUUACCUCUGCCGAAUGCCACUGGUACAUAGCAAUAUUACCUCUACUAAACACCACUGGUACAUAGCAAUAUUACCUCUGCCGAAUGCCACUGGUACAUAGCAAUAUUACCUCUACUGAAUGCCACUGGUACAUAGCAAUAUUACCUCUGCAGAAUGCCAUUGGUACAUAGCAAUAUUACCUCUACCGAAUGCCACUGGUACAUAGCAAUAGUACCUCUACUGAAUGCCACUGGUACAUAGCAAUAUUACCUCUACCGAAUGCUACUGGUACAUAGCAAUAUUACCUCUACCGAAUGCCACUGGUACAUAGCAAUAUUACCUCUACCGAAUGCCACUGGUAUGUAGCAAUAUUACCUCUACUGAACACCACUGGUACAUAGCAAUAUUACCUCUACCGAAUGCCACUGGUACAUAGCAAUAUUACCUCUACCGAAUGCCACUGGUAUGUAGCAAUAUUACCUCUACUGAACACCACUGGUACAUAGCAAUAUUACCUCUACCGAAUGCCACUGGUACAUAGCAAUAUUACCUCUACUGAAUGCCAUUGGUACAUAGCAAUAUUACCUCUACCGAAUGCCACUGGUACAUAGCAAUAUUACCUCUGCUGAAUGCCACUGGUACAUAGAAUAUUACCUCUACCGAAUGCCACUGGUACAUAGCAAUAUUACCUCUGCCGAAUGCCACUGGCACAUAGCAAUAUUACCUCUACUGAACGCCACUGGUACAUAGCAAUAUUACCUCUACCGAAUGCCACUGGUACAUAGCAAUAUUACCUCUGCCGAAUGCCACUGGUACAUAGCAAUAUUACCUCUACUAAACGCCACUGGUACAUAGCAAUAUUACCUCUGCCGAAUGCCACUGGUACAUAGAAUAUUACCUCUACUGAAUGCCACUGGUACAUAGCAAUAUUACCUCUGCAGAAUGCCAUUGGUACAUAGCAAUAUUACCUCUGCCGAAUGCCACUGGUACAUAGCAAUAGGACCUCUACUGAAUGCCACUGGUACAUAGCAAUAUUACCUCUACCGAAUGCCACUGGUACAUAGCAAUAUUACCUCUACCGAAUGCCAUUGGUACUUUGGCACUAAAGUGAGAACCGGUGAGAAUAGGAGAAUGAACUGGGGGGAUAUCAGAUCUGUACAAGGUUUGUGUUUCAAAUUGCAAAUUGUGAAGUCAUUUGUCUGUGUAAUAAUUCUUUGUAAUGAAUUUGUUUUGAUUUUAGUUGCUGAAUGGGUGGGGUCGUCAAGACGAGCGGGUGCCACAAUCAUUACCCAUGUCUGCUUUGCAGCGGGGCAAAUGGUCUUGGCAGGGGUGGCUUACGGCAUUCGCAACUGGCGAUUGUUGCAGAUAGUUGGGUCUGUUCCUGUCGCCCUGUUAUUUUUCUACAUUUGGUAAGUAAAACACGCAACAAUUUUAAGUCUCCAACUGACAUUUUCCAAAGAGUGACCAAGGUUUUCAAUAUUAAACCAUUACGUGUCCUAAUGUGAAUACAUUGUUGCAUUCCAGGUUGGAGAGCAAUGCAUUAAUGUAUGCCAGGUAGAUGGACUAUUUACUGACUUGUACCAAGGAUGUUUGGAAUGCACUGCUAUGUGCUAUAUGCUCAGCCAAUCAGAACACAGCUAGAACUAGACUAAUGGUCAUUGACCUUAAAUCCCACACAUGAGAAUAACUUAAAGGAACACUAUAGUCCCCUAAAUUACUUUAGCUAAAUAAAGCAGUUUUAGUGUAUAGAUCAUUCCCCUGCAAUUUCACUGCUCAAUUCACUGUCAUUUAGGAGUUAAAUCACUUUGUUUCUGUUUAUGCAGCCCUAGCCACACCUCCCUGGCUAUGAUUGACAGAGCCUGCAUGAAAAAAAAACUGGUUUCACUUUCAAACAGAUGUAAUUUACCUUAAAUAAUUGUAUCUCAAUCUCUAAAUUGAACUUUAAUCACAUACAGGAGGCUCUUGCAGGGUCUAGCAAGCUAUUAACAUAGCAGGGGAUAAGAAAAUCUCAAUUAAACAGAACUUGCAAUAAAGAAAGCCUAAAUAGGGCUCUCUUUACAGGAAGUGUUUAUGGAAGGCUGUGCAAGUCACAUGCAGGGAGGUGUGACUAGGGUUCAUAAACAAAGGGAUUUAACUCCUAAAUGGCAGAGGAUUGAGCAGUGAGGCUGCAGGGGCAUGUUCUAUACACCAAAACUGCUUCAUUAAGCUAAAGUUGUUCAGGUGACUAUAGUGUCCCUUUAAUAGCGGCGUACCUGAUAUACAUUUUGCCACCAUAUUUGUUUUACUAAAUGUAUGGGUUUUUUUUUUACAUAUUUGUUUAAUCUUGAGCAUUACUGUACAUUUAAAAAAUGACACUGCUGUUCAUGCAGUAAAUAUGUUUUUUUUUUUUGUUUUUUAAUGGCAGGGUCCUCCCAGAAUCCCCAAGGUGGCUUUUAACUAAAGGGAAGUAUGGAAAAGCCAAAAAACUUCUUCAGAAAGCAGCGUCUUUGAAUAAACAAACUUUCUCUGAAGAGCUGUUUGAACAGGUAGUUGAUGAAUACACUUUUAUGGAUUGCAAAGUGCAGAGUACACAACAUCCCACAUGUUGUUUACCAGUACAUAGAAGAGAUAAGCAGUUACAGAUUGUUGGGUAUUAUGUUUUCAUUUUUUCUGUGCAUGAAAUUAAUACAGACAGACCAGUGGUACCCCAACGGCAUUCCACAGGUUUAAGGUUUUCCAGUAUAGUUGGAGUAAUAGAUUAUAUAUGCACAAUUUUAUGGUAUUAUGAAGUUAGCAUUUAUUAUAGUUCUCGUCUGGUCUAACUAGCAGGUGUACAGGCUAGGCGAAUCGUGCGUGUUAUGGCUAGAAGACAAGCUAGGGGAGAUGCUAAGAGUUAAACAAUCUGAUCUAAACAAUCUGAUCUACAGCCAAGCUAUGCUACCACUUGGAUUUAAACAUGAGGGUUAGCUUAGGUGCUUCGUCCGACAGGGUUGUGAAAGUUCUAUAACGAGGAACUUGUUCCGCUGAAAUCAAUGUAGCUCACAAUGCCCAGUUUGAUACAUCACAGUGGUCUGGAGCUGUGUAUGAAUGGUGUUCUACUCCCUAGAUUAGAUUAAACAGUCCCGGUCUCGCUGGGUAUCAGGUAUAAAACUAUUGCUCAUAGACCUGGUGCUGGGAGUUUGGGAGAUCCGAUAAGCAUUGUCACUGUCAGCCAAAGCCCUUCUUCGGGAAGUAGCAGGAGUCAUCUGAGGAUUUGUAGGUUGCCGCAGCCACAGAGACGGCAGUGAGGGUGUCCCCCCAGCCCCCGGCUUGUGCGUAGGCCUGCAUCUAGCUGCCAAAAACUCUGUGGCUUCUGGUGCCCGAGUUUUCUCCCUGUGUGGGAGUGACGGAGGGCCUGGUGAUUUUCGGCCGCUUGCGACGUCUGAGCCUCCGUGGGUGUGGGUGAUGCCAGAGUGGGCUCUGGAGUUUAGAGAUAGGUGGGUGGUCUAGAGUUGUGCCCAAGGGUGUAUUCCUCGACCUCCACCGCCCCUAGCCCCACUCACCCAUUGUCUGUGGAUUUCUCUGUGCGGUCUGUGCUGCCUGCUGCCACUCCCAUAUCGUGUUCCAGAAACCUUAAAAGAUUUAGUCCAGGCGUUGCAUGGUGUCGUUGAUGGGCUUGUGCCGUUGGAUUGGGGUCUGUAGGAGUGGUGCGCUGUCGGCCGCCAUCUUAGGUGUGCCGCAUGGAGGACCCCACCUUCUUGACGCUGCUGCAUGAUUUAGGGCGGGCUGACUGCUCCAGGUGCACUGUGAGGAUCGGGAUAACCCCUGCUGGUCCAGAGGGGAGGGGUUAGGAGGUAAAUUAGCUGGGGAAUCCAUGCGCUGGGUCACCAAUGAGGAGAGCGGCCGCCUCUCCACUGCAGGAUCGCAAGUAGGCCUCCCAAUAUAUUUUGGGGUUCCCGUUCGGUUGCACGUUGGAGUUUGGUAUCAUUCGAUUCUCCCGGGUGUCCCCGAUUUGUCUGUCACCCUCCAGGUGUAGUGCGUGCCGGUUUUCUGGGGUUUUUGCCCCAGUUUGUGCAGGAUUUGCCAGGAGCUUAUUGUCAGCACGUCUAUUUAGCCUGGGUGUUAGGCUCCACUCCCUAUUGGGUAUUAUUUAUGGGAGAAUGGUUUCAAUAUUUAGGGGUUUACAUUCAAUGAACAGUGAAUUGUGCUGAAUUUAAAACCAAAUUGCAUCAAAUAAGCCAAACUAGAUGGAAAAAUUCUAUGAGCCAUUCAUUUUAAUUUUAGAAAACCUUUUCCAUUUUAUAUUUUAAAGGAAUACUAUAGUGUCAGGAAUACAUUUAAUAAUGGUAGAACGCUGGUCAAGCAUUUGCUUGGAUCCCCUGGACCCUUCCUCCCCACUCCCUGGCAUGCAAUCUGUGUGUUACUAACAGACAUACUGACACACAGACACAUAUACUGACACACACAAACACUGACAGACAUACACACACACACACACAGACUGACCGACAUACUGAUACUCACUCGGACACACUGACACACAUACUGACAGACCUACUAAAAAUCACAGACAUAUACACUGACAUGUUGCUGAGGGUCUGCAGAGGCAAGCAGUUUUUUUUGGACCGCCUUCAAGGUUGGCCAAAAUGUAGAUCCCUAUCUGUCGUACAGGUUCACAAUGCUUUACUAGCUAGGGAUCUACAGUUUGCCCAUCCUUGCAGGGUUGUAUUUAGCACUCAGCAAUGUGUGUGUGUGUGUUUGAAUGUAAGCAUGUUUUUGUAAGGUGUAUGUGUGUGUGAAUGUUAGCUUUUGAGUGCAGGCGUGCAUUUGUGUGUAGUGUUUACACUGCCACUCAUAGAUACACAUACAGAUACACAGACACACACAGCAACAGACAUGCAAAUACAAAGACACAACUCUGACACAUACACAGAGAUACACCCACUGGUACUUACACACAUUGACACACAGAUACUUACACAGACAUCCGUUAGGUAAGUGUGAUAGUGUUUGGGAAGUAGGUGUGAGGGUAGGUGAGCAUUCCACAGUCAGGGAGUGAGAGUGUCAGGGUUGGGGGUUUGAAUGUGAGUGUUGGGGGUUUCUAAGUGAUUGUGAGAAGGUGGCGAGUGUAACAGGGUUAGGGCCGGGGUGGUUAGUGUGAUGGAGUUAGGGGGGCUAGUGAGACAGGGCUGGGGGGGCUAGUGAGACAGGGCUGGGGGCUAGUGAGACAGGGCUGGGGCGGUGAGACAGGGCUGGGGUGCUAGUGAGACAGGGCUGGGGUGCUAGUGAGACAGGGCUGGGGUGCUAGUGAGACAGGGCUGGGGGGAGUUAGUGAGACAGGGCUGGGGGCUAGUGAUAAAGGCCUGGGGAGCUAGUGAGAUAGGGCUGGAGGGGGCUAGAGAGACAGGGCUGGGGGAGCUAGUAAGACUGGGUUGGAGGGGCUAGUGAGACAGGGCUGGGGGCUAGUGAUAAAGGCCUGGGGGGCUAGUGAGACAGGGCUGGAGGGGGCUAGAGAAAUGGGGCUGGGGGAGCUAGUAAGACAGGGUUGGAGGGGCUAGUAAGACAGGGCUGGAGAGGCUAGUGAGACAGGGCUGGGGGGGGCUAGAGAGACAGGGUUGGAGGGCUAGUGAAACAGGGCUAGUGAGACAGGGCUGGGUGGGGCUAGUGAGACAGGGUUAGGGGGUUGGAGACAGGGCCGGUGCUUGGAUUUUUAGGUACAUAGGCGAAGAUGCAUUUUUCCGCCCCCCCCUCAAAAAAAAAACAUCUUCACCUAUGUGCCUCUUAACCAGCCCCUCUCCCCUCCCUGACCAUUAGUAGUCCCUUCCCUUCCCUGUCCCUUAGUGUUCUUCUCCCCUCCCCCUUUUCCCUGUCUCUUGGUGUUUCUCUCCCAUUCCCUCCCUGUCCCUUGGUGCACCCCACACCCCUUUAGUGGUCACACUCCCCUUCCUGGUGUGCCUCCUACCUCUAUUGUUGCAUUGCCGAGUGGAGCAGAUCCCCUAAAGGAGCUUCAGUUUUCUGUACCCGGCCAGACUGACAGGGAGUGCUCUCACUCAUCAUACACUGACAGACACACUCAUACACUCACAUGCACACACACUCAUACAAUCACUCACAGACACACACACUGUCACUCACACACACACACUGUCACUCACACACACUGUCUCACUCACAGACACACACACACUGUCACUCACAGACACACACACUCUGUCACUCACAGACACACACACACUGUCACUCACAGACACACACACUGUCACUCACAGACACACACACACUCACUCACAGACACACACACUCUGUCACUCACAGACACACACACACUCUGUCACUCACAGACACACACACUCUGUCACUCACAGACACACACUGUCACUCACAGACACACACACACUGUCACUCACAGACACAGUCACUCACAGACACACAUCACAUACAUUCACUAAUUAUUUUUAUAACUACAUAUUUUCCACCCAGCCUCCCUACCUGGAGAGCUGGUGUGGAUGAUGGAUCGGUCCCUGAGGGCUGGGGGGGCUGGUGCUGCUGGGCGGCGUGCGGCAGUGCUGUGAUCAGGCGCGCGAGGGAGCUCUAAUCUCCACCCUCUGCUCCCUCGCGGGCUGCCUACUGAUGCUGCGGGAUGACGUCAUAUUCCGGCUCCCGCGGCAUCAGCAGACAGCGCGCGAGGGAGCAGAGGGUGGAGAUUAGAGCUCCCUCGCGCGCCUGAUCACAGCACUGCCGCGCCGGGGGUCGAGAUGGUGGCCGGGCAGGAGGGAGAGCUUCUUAAAUCAUGUUUGACCUGGAGACUCCGUGACUGACAGGUGAUUGACAGGUCUCCUUUUUUUUGUACUCAUUUAUAAAUGUUAAUUUUCUGUUCUUUACUUUCUCCUUUUUUUUUUUUUUAGAUACACGAAGAGAAACCAACCACAUCAGGAAACAUGCUGGACCUUUUCAGAAAUCAAAAGCUCAGGAAAAUCAGCCUCAUUAUGAGUUUUGUAUGGUAAGAUGGGUAACAAUUAAUUUAAUUAUAAAAAAAAAAAAAAUGCCUUGUCUGACCCUUCACUUCCCUGCUGUGAUCUCUAAAGAGGUGAUAGUGUUCCACUUCUAUAACACUGGUCCACCCGCGUUUUUCCUCUGUACUGAUUUGCCCUGCUCGGGGACAACCUCAAACCUCUUCCAUAACAUUGACCUACUGGCUUUGGUGCCAGUGUGCUACCGUCUGAACAGAGUGAUGUCACGUGACCCUAGCACCGGCUAGGGAGUUACCAUAGCAAUGCAAUAUUAUAAAAGGGUAAAUUUAGCAAGAAAUUAAAAAAUUACAGGAAAAUGUUACAGGAACAACAGGUUGAUGAGGAACACUGCUUACAGUUUAGAAGUGGUGGGGAAUAAAAAAAAUAAACACAACAACAAGGGCAUCAAGAGGCAUAACAAGUGACAAGAUGGGGAAGUAGCAGAAAUGGAAGGUGAGAGUGGAGUGUGACCCUUUAAAAGAGAGCAAUAGUCAGGUUUUUGAAGCAGAAGUUACUUUAGGAGGCCACACGCUUUUCUGAAGGUGUUUUGAGGGACUAAUUGGUUCCUCUUAAUAAUAGUAGUGUUGACAGAUGUGUUGACAUUUUCUGGGUAGCUAUAGUAUGCUGCAACUUUGACCGGAGUCAAAGCUUUUUACAUAUUUUUUUCUAUAAAGGUAGAUUUCCCAAAAGACAGACUUUGUAUUUCCCAGACAGCUGGUAAUAAGGCAAUGGGCCAUAAACAACAAUGACCCCUUUUUCCCAGAUCCUUGACCAUUGUAUUAAUACAAUUUGUAUUUUGUGAAAACACUCCUUGGUUUCCAGAUGACCCCUCCCCACCAUGACAUUUCUGUUUGGUCUUGUUUGGUUGUGGGAACACCUCUAUAUUGGGGUACUGGGAAUUCCUUGUUUAUUUACUGCAACAUUCAAGGCCUAAUCUGUCAUCUACUGACUCCCACAAAAGUCAAUGCCUUCAUUCGAGGAUUUGUGUUUCCCAUUUCAUUUUUUUUUUAAUUGACAUUUCUUUUGUAUGUAAAGAGUACGUUAUUUCCCAUUUCAUCUUUCUGAGAAAAUAUCAGCAUUUUAUAACUUCUCUUUGUAACUUUGGUCAUAGGUUUGUGAACAGCCUGGUCUACUAUGGUUUGAGUCUGAACGUUGGGAGCUUCGGUUUGGACAUAUACCUCACUCAGCUUAUUUUUGGAGCUGUGGAAAUUCCGGCUCGUCUUGGGUCCAUAUUUUUGGUUCAGAUAUUCGGAAGAAAGUUCAGCCAGGCUGGGUGUUUACUACUGGGUGGAGUAGUUUGUCUCAUUGUUACUGUAAUAUCAAAAGGUAAGUCAUGAAUUCUGAAAAUAAUUUGUAACAAAAUGUUAAAAACAACCGGCUAGUUGUUAAAUAGAUAGUUUCUUCAGAUUUGUAGGUUAUUGUCCAUUUUAGUUGUCACUGAUGGAGAUGCAUUAAUUUUAAUAGAUCCAUCUUUUCUACGGUACAAAGUAUGUAGCUGGUCAACACCCAAAUGGCCCCUGGCUACCACAGACAGUUAUUAUAUAAAUAUAAUAACAUUAUAUUGCAUAGUUACAUUGCUGAAAAGAGACAUGUGUCCAUCAAGUUAAGCCUUCUUCACAUCUGUUUUUGCUGUUCAUACAAAAGGCAAACAACUCAGUUUGCAACAAACUGGCAAAAAGAUCCCCUUUGACCCCAGAAUGGCAGUGAGAUAUCUCCUUGGAUCAAAAAUCAUUUACCCCACAUUUUAAAAAUGACAUCCCUGUAUAUUAUGUUUUUGAAAGUAUUCAUCCAAUUGCUGUUUUAACAACUAUACAGAUUUUGAUAAAACCACCUCUUCAGGCAGAGAAUUUGAUAUCCUUAUUGUUUUAUUGCAAAAAUUUGUCUUAGACUAAAUCUCUUUUCUUCCAGUCUAAAUGCAUGACCUUGUGUCCUAUGCAUGGUACUGUUUAUGAAUAGAUUUCAAGACAUUGUUUUGUAUUGGCCCUGAAUAUUUUUGUAUAGUGCCAUCAUAUCACCUCUGAGGCACAAUUAAUGAUGACAGAAUUGGACAGGUUUCUUAGUUUCAAAUAGAUUGCAGACUCUUUGAAGGUGGCACUAUAUGUUCAAAAGAGCCUAUCCAUAUUUUUGGACAGAUAAAUUCUAGCAUUAGGUCAUGUCCCACAAAAAAAAAGUAUUUUUGCAGCCGUAGCCAAAGAAAUUAGUUUUUAAUAUUUUGUGUUACUUAUAUUUGUUUAGCCCUAGUGAUGAAUGUAAAGGUAUUAUUCUGAAAAUUUGUCUAGGCGUUACAUCUUUGAGGAAUUGUCCACAAUGUAAAGAAUUUACAAUCUGUUAUGCGGAGAAGGGGUGAAACUUUAACAGUCUAUAUUAUAUAACAGUCUACAGUCUAUAUUAUAUUUAUUCACAUACUGGUUUUCCUGUCUGUUUCAGACUUACCUAUUGUAAUCACAUCCCUUGCAGUUAUUGGAAAAUUUGCAAUUGCGUCUUCAUUUUCCAUUUGCUACAUUUACGCAGCAGAACUGUUUCCUACAAUAGUCAGGUAAACAUGAAAAGAGGGACAGGGGAAACAUGAUCCUCAACAUGUGUGUCUAUCAAAGUUAUCUAAUCUUCGAGUAUUAACAUGUUAUAUAUAUCAACAUACAAAUCUACUUUUUGUAGCGUUUGUUUGGAUUUGAAUGAUGGGUCAUGGAGUUCAUUAUACGUUUGAAGAAUUGGUUGAAAAAGUGGUGCUAUGUAUGCAAUGUGGUGCAAGAAGCAUUCGCUAGAGGAAUAAUCACAUGUUAUGUAGGUGCCGUGAUGAAGGCAGGAGAACUAGCUGCAGAAGAGUCCUCAUGCUACGUCUUGUAGCUCAGCCUGUAGCGGAACGCUGGUCUCUCAUAGACUAUUUCCACUGGUAGUCCUGGUGUGGCUCAGGAACAUGUAGUAACCCCAGGAGAAACAUCCACAGUAAUAGAAUAAUCCAACAGCGUAGCAAGCACAAUCAGCAAUACAAUCCAAUAAUAUCCCAUCACCUUUCCCAAUAACUGGACGACACACAGUAUCAGGAGCAGAACUGAACUGACUUUUAAUCACACAAACCCUGCUUUUAUGCAAUGCUCCUGUGCAAGGGAGCCACCCACAAUAAUUAGUAUGUUAACCAAUAAAGUACAAGGUACAACCCACACAUCUCCUCCCAUCAGCUUAUCUGUUAACAGAAUUAAAAUGUACAUAUUUUUCCCCAAGUUCUAGAUGUACCCCAAAUACAUAGGGUACACCCCUAAAUCUGGUAGCCCUGAUCUGGGUAAAUAACAUAUUCAAAAAUCACCCAGAUCGUACCAGGGGUUCGGGAGUUAUGGGGGUUUAAAGUUUUGACUGACCGCACAGACAGUAGCCGAAAAUAGUUCCAUAAGUUUUGGCCUUGCGGUCAGUCUCCGUUUGCGGAAUAAAAGUCACAAAAUGUUUGUCUUCCAUGGCUAUAUUGGUGUUCGUGUGAAUCCCUAUAUUUGCAUUAGUUUUUCUACCAAGUGGCGGCUCGUUCGGUUGUUUCGGCACGAAUUUAUGGAAGUCUGGAGGUCUCAGCGGUGUUUGCCUAUUCGAGUGUCCGAUUUUAGCUCCAGACACUCGACGGCAAAACACAGCUGUUCGGGAGUUUAAGAAGGCCGCUGCCACGUGUUAAACUCCCGAAAUGGCGGCCACCCAGGGAGUUGAGCAAAGCGUUCGCGGGUUUCAAUAAGAAUGUAUUAGAUGAACAGGGAGGUAGAUUGAAGCAUCAGGGUUGUCCGGUGUUCGGUAGAUUUAGUUCGUAUACAAAAUGCAGAGAGUCAGUACAGUUUUAGGUGAACAAUCAAACGAAUGCUUUUUAAAUCCACACAAAAGCCUUAUGACAAAUCCAUACGGAAGUCUUAGUAGUUAAAUAGCAAUAAUGAAUCCUCUGUACAGUCCAAUGUCUCUGCUAUUCCAUAUGUCCUUGGCUGGCUCUCAAAAAGGGCCAGCAGUGCCAUGCCAACCACCAUUAUGCCCUGCCAUUGUGUUUAAAGGGUCCCAUCUUCCAGAGCAAGCAGGCCCCUCCAAGAAACCGGGGCAGACUCUUGUACAGGGGCUAGUCCGCUACACAGCCAGUCUAGCAAUCUGAUUGCACCACGCACGGGUAUUGAUAAUGGGGGGAUAGGGGAAAGUCAACCCCGAAUGUAAGGCCCUAUAGCCCCAGAUCUUUUUUUUUGCAGUAAGUGCUUUUAUUGACCAGUGGGGAGAUCAAAGAACUCCCUCACCGGCCUGUUGCACCCACUGUAGGGAGUAAGGGGAAGGUGAGAUAUCCUCUGGUCUCAGUUUUUGCGAGGCGCAGACCUGGUGAUGGCUCCUGUGAACGCUGGAACUGUGGGUUAUGCCAAUGCUCUGAUACCAUGAGAACUAUUAAAUGAUGUCUGUACCUGCCAAGUGGCAGAGAGGCCAGAGUCUGUGCACACUGGAACCCCUCCCUGCCCCAAGGAGGACUACAUUUUAUAUAUAUAAAGUAUAUUGCAUCCACAACAUGUACACAUUGCAUGUGGCAGGGUUGGUGUUUGGGGAGGGGCUCUAGGACAGGGUAACCAAAUUGUUUUUGUGCACAUAAUUAUUGUUUUCGUACUUGUUGCUCCUCACCUUCCUCGAAGUAAGUCGGGAAGGCCUUCGCCGUCUCGGGUGGGUGCUGUAGAGCUGUCUCGGAGGCAGUGUAGGAUCCCUGGGUGUUUAAGGGGGACUCUUGUCACACAGCUUCCUGCAGAAGGCCUCAAACAGUGUGUCCAACUGCAGUUUGGGUCUUUUUUGACCCUUGCAACACCCCUGGCACUACAUAUAGACUCAAUUUUAUUUUAUCUUUUCUCACAAUCUUUAUUUUUGCUAGGUCAGUACAGUGGUACAGAAUAAAACAGGUGUAGUGAUAAUAAACAAUCAGAUAAUAGUUAUAAAGCACAGACAUAGGUAACUAGUAUAGUACCGUGGCCCAUUAGUAGAGAACCUUGUGUUGAUCAUGAGAUCUCAGAGUUUGAUUUACAUUCGCCCUGGUUUCUCAUGCUUUAUUAAUGAUGUCUGUACCAUGACAGUUUUAUGGUUUCUAUCUUUUACUAAAGAGUUAAUUACUCAAAAAUGGAAUGCAGAAGACGAUUAUAAUAUCAUUGUCAUGGGUCCUGUCUCAAUACCCACGUCCCUCUUGUAGCAAUCCUGAAACAAUGACACUACACAUGUUCAUGGGAAAUCUGACUUCAUUCGGCUGCCAAAAAUUGUGUUAAUACCAGUGUAUUAAUUUUAAUUUGCUGUUAGCAAUGUAAAUACUUAUGGAAUAAAAUUAUGUUUUUUUUCUGAGCUCAAAGUAUGAUCUAUGCGUGACGAUAUAACAUCUGAGUGCUAACAGACCUGCUUAAUUUUUCCGAGAGAAGGCGAUCCUCACCUGCUUUUUAUGUAAAGCCUUGCAAUUUUUAUGUCAGCCACGCGCAAAUAAAUUGAGAAUCCAAGCAAAAUCAAAAUACAAAAUUUUAACAAAUGUACACUCCCGAUUCUCUACUUUAAAUACUGCUUUAGUAUUUAUUCAAAGACGUAUACUGAAGUCAGUAUUGAUGGAAUAGCGAUAUAAAUCAUCAUAUGCAAUGAGUGUGAUUUACAGACUGGACAGUAGGUGGAGCUGUCACAAAUGUAUGUGUUACAGACUGAAGUACACUUUUAUUUUGUUCCUUUAAUGACUGUAUUCUAAUGUCUGACACUCUAAUUCUAACUGAUUUUGUUGUUUCUGUGUUUCUCAUCUAAUCCCCACCGAUUCUUUUUGCCAAUCAAGUUUGUCUUUUUAUUCAUUUGAAUCCUAAAAAUGUCUUCCAUGUACAUACGGCAUCCCGUGUACAUUAUGCUCACAUGUGAUUUUCUUCCUCUGCAGACAAAGUGGAGUGGGGCUGUGCUCCAUGGCAGCUCGAGUAGCCGGCAUUACUUCCCCUCUUAUUAGUCUCUUGGACAAAUAUCACCCAGCUAUACCAAUGGCCAUUUUUGGUAGUGGUCCAGUUAUUGGGGGACUCCUUUGCUUUUUAUUACCAGAAACACGAAACAAGGAACUUGCAGACCACACAAUGCAAGGUGACGUUAUCCAGAGGUAAAUCUAACAAUAUUUAUGUUCCAUUCUCCAUACUACAAACACUCAAUAAAUGUAUGUUAUAUAUUCAAGGUACCAUUGAGAUGUUUUGAAAUUGUAAAAUAUGUUCUGAAUCUUUCAUAACGAGCUAAAGUGGGAGCCCUCCAAUGUUAGUGUGUUCAUCUGGGAAGCAAUAUAUAGUCAUCGUAGUCACCGUAUGAACAUUAAAGGGGCACUAUUGGCACCCUAUGGGGAUUUCACUGAUGCUGGUGUCCUCAUGCAGACCACGUAAGCUUGUUGAAGUGGUAUGGGUGCAGGGUCCCAGUCCACCUUAAUCAUACAAUGUAAAUCAUUGCAGUUUUAUUAUAUUGCAGGACUAAGAUGGCCUAUAGCGGUUGUCAACAAACAGCUAUUGGAGGCACUUCCUUGUCGCUAGGUAACUUUUGGUCGCCUAACUAACAACGGACAUCCUCACUGUCUACAUAACACCCAGCAUCAGUAAAAUCCCCAUAGGAAUUCAUUGGAGCAAUGCUUUCCCAUGGGGGGAGCCUAAUGUGCUUGCAGCGCUCGCCGCAUUAGCCCCCCUGCCCGUGGGAUGACGAUGGUGGAGGCAGCCAACUACAGCCAACGCUGACCCAACACAAAGGUAGAUCUGCGCUGGAAUUGGCUAAGUGUUACAAGGGAGGGGGAGAGGCCAGAGCACUCAAUAGUGUAAAGUAUGCAACUUUGUAUUCCUUACACUAUAGAAUACCUUUAAUGACUUACCACUAGGCUAAUCAGUAAAAAUAUGUAUGAAUUGUACCUAAAAAUCAAAUAAUCAGCCCUGUACAGAAACAAAACAAAAAUGGUGUCACUUAUAUCUGGUUAUUAUUCUGUGAAAUAUGCAAGGCUACUGGAACCACACCUUUGGAUAACUGACAGUUAUUGUAUUAGUCUGGUUUCCAAAAUAAAUGCAGAUACACAAACUGACACGCAUGCAGUCUCUUAAAACUUGUCAAACUCUUAAAACGUAUUUGUUGUUUUGUUUAGUAGAGCAAACGGCAUCCCUAGUGACUACCUUAUUAAUGGAAAGGAAUGUGUUGAAGAACUGGACAAAAAGUCCCAGAAAAGCACUCGCCUGUAAGACACACAACGUGGAGGUUACAGUGCAUGGAUGGGAAUCUUGGUCCUUUCAGAGCUGCAGACGUCAUGUUUUCAGGACCAUCUUUACCUGUAUGUUGGUAAAUCUGUAAUGUUUUUUUUUUCAUAGUAAAACUAUUUUUGAAAAAUCUGUCUAUAUUUUGCUUUUAUUUACUUUUGAUGUAUAUCCUCUUUUAAGGUUUCUAUGUAAAGGUACUGGUUAUAAACUUAUUAUAACACCAUGCUGUACCAACCCCCCAUACCAUGCUGUAUCAACCCCCCAUACCCUGCC
Pelobates cultripes (western spadefoot toad) is the source of this 23746-nucleotide messenger RNA. The record is from the annotation of a GenBank genome assembly. NCBI's taxonomy places the organism in Eukaryota, Metazoa, Chordata, Amphibia, Anura, Pelobatidae.